Rosa rugosa (rugosa rose) is the source of this 2306-nucleotide messenger RNA. RefSeq lists its product as uncharacterized. NCBI's taxonomy places the organism in Eukaryota, Viridiplantae, Streptophyta, Magnoliopsida, Rosales, Rosaceae. The record is from RefSeq and is a predicted model, not a curated record. Bases 104 to 2131 code for a protein of 675 amino acids. The transcript has 14 exons.
AUCUUCUUCAGGGUAGCACUCACAAGCAGAGCAACUAUCACAUUUGUAGCUGCCAAUGGAGGAGAUCCCCGAAAACUAAAGUAGAACCCACACACACUCAACUAUGGUGGUUUUGAACUGGCUAUUUCAGGACGGUUUUGUUUUCGAAGCUAUUACCAUGGCUCUGGUAAGAGUGAUUUCGACGAAGGAUGAUCGGUUUGUUGUGCUUGGCUGGUGUACUUUUGUACGUGCUGUAUUGGAGUAUGAGAGCUCUAUUACUCAAUUUCCGAUGAAUGGGAUAAAGGAGAGGUAUCCUGAUUUGUUGAAGAUACUCGCUUCGUGCAUUCCGCAUCUCUCUGUUGUUCUGCACAAAGGAAGCACUUUGCAGGAUGGAUAUGAACUGCCCUCUCGCCUUGCUGUGUGUGCUGCUGAUUGUUUUCUGGCUCUCUCGGAAGCGUUGAUCAGAAAAGCUAAAGUUCGAAGUAACAAGGCAAAGUUAUCAGAUUCAAAGGCACAAAAGCGGCUGGUUACUUUGGUGGCCCUUGAUGAUGGUGAUAAAAAAGCAAAACCAGCUCCUGAAUCUUUAGACGUUUCAAACAUGGAAUUGGACUAUAUACUUAUUUGGGAUCAUUUAGAGGAAGUUCUUGGUCUAGUACAGAAACUCCUUGCUUGGAGCAGAAAAGGCCGACCCUUACAUGCCAAAGGAUUGGAGCAAGUGCUUAAGUGGUUGCACGAGAUUAAAGGACAUUAUCGUAACGUGAAAGCUGAGGCAGGCUCGAAGGUUAUCAAAACUGGAAUAUUGCUACUGUCUUCUUGUUGGAAGCAUUAUGGCAUGCUAAUGCAUUUGGAAGAUCAGAAAUUUUCCCAGCAUUACAAAGAAUUGUUGGAUCAAUACUUAGCAGGCAUACAGUUUUAUGCAGGUCACACUGAGAAUAAGGAUGGGAGUUCUGAGACCAUAAAGGUUUUCCUGAAUUGUUUAUGCCUUCUACUGGGGCGAUUUGAUAGCAAGAAAUUUGAGAGCGUAGUCUCAGAAUACGGGAUGAGGAUAUCUCAGGUUCUUGUACCACAGCUUCAUUCUGCUGCUGAUGAUGUUAUAGACGGGGUUGUGUGCAUAUUCAAAGCAUUAAUAUUUAAGCAAAAAUCACCUGGAAGCAGUCUCACCGACACCGGAGAGGUGGAUGCUGUGCUUCCAUUGCUGAUUCACCUUCUAGAUGAACGGGAUGGCACAGCUAGAGCUGUGGUUCUGCUUAUAGCAGAAUACUGCUUGAUGAGCAGAGACAGUCAGUGCCUUAAAGAAGUUAUUGAGCGCCUUGCUUCUGAAAAUGUCCAACAGAGGAGGAAUGCAGUUGAUGUUAUAUCAGAAGUCAUACAUAUGUCGUCAGAUUCAAAAUACGUACAUACCCAGCUAUCAUGGCACGAUAUAGCAAAGAACUUGAUUGUGCUACUUGAAGAUGAAGAAACUGCAAUUCGGGAACAAGCAUCCAGUUUGCUUCCAUUAAUUGACCCUUCAUUAGUUUUACCUGCUUUAGUUAAUCUGAUUUACUCCGGGGAUGAAAGAUUGCAAUCAACUGCCAGUGAUGCCUGUGUUGUGGUGCUCAAAUAUCAUAGCGAGAAUGCUGAAGUUAUAUGUAUGCUGCUUGACUGUCUUGGCAACCUCAGCCAAAAUGUAAAUCAAGACACAGGAUCAAAAUUGGAGAGCGAUCGAGUGCUUAGGCUAAUCCCAGAGUGGUCUAAAAGUGUCCAAAGCUGGAACUUCUUGAUUGAACCGUUGAUUGACAAGAUGUUUGCAGAGCCAUCCAACGCAAACAUUGUGAGGUUUUUGAGUCAUAUAAGUGAGCACUUGGCAGAAGCUGCUGAUGUGGUGCUCUCUUGUGUUCUAAUGCAUGCUAAACGAUGUAAAGUUCCUUGCAGGAUGGAUGACAGCAGCUUCUCUAGAUUGGAGUGUCAGACUGAUAAAAGUGAGGACUCCGAGAAAAUGCAACAGACCCUUUUUGAACACCUUUGCCCAUUGCUUGUAAUUAAGAUGCUUCCGCUGAGAGUAUUUAAUAAUCUGGAUUCAACUAUCAUGUAUGGUCAACUUUCCAAUCAAGGCAUUGUUCAUGGUAUACACUCCUCUCUCCUCUUCUUCUGCCCGAUGAUAUUAAAGCACUGAUGGAGUUGUUAUAAUUCCUAAUGUUUCUAUUAGCUUCUUUUGUGAAGUUUUAACCUUGUAUCUGCCUGCAUAGAUGUUCUGAGAGUGUUUCUCUUGUAACGCAUGUUAGGACUUGCAUGAUCUGAAAUGAGGAAAUUUUUUUAAAUAUCAAUUUCAUACGUUUUUGUGUGGCUUU